Messenger RNA from Drosophila grimshawi, 1250 nucleotides. Its product is annotated as glycerol-3-phosphate phosphatase. NCBI's taxonomy places the organism in Eukaryota, Metazoa, Arthropoda, Insecta, Diptera, Drosophilidae. Gene Ontology annotation, molecular function: phosphatase activity. The record is from RefSeq and is a predicted model, not a curated record. Gene Ontology annotation, cellular component: cytoplasm. The coding region runs from base 148 to 1098 and encodes 316 amino acids. The transcript has 2 exons.
GUCGAUAGGGCAUCCCUCAAUGGAUGUGCAUAUAUAAAUUAGGAGUGAAUGAAAUGUUGUAAUUAAUUGAUAGCCUGCAGUAAUAAAUUGACAUUGGAGCGGCUCAUUUUGAACGACCCUGCAACGAAUAUAGCAAUAAAAUACAGAAUGUAUAAACAGACGUGCACCAACUUGCUAGACCUUUCACGAGUAGAGGUCAACGAUUGGCUAAAUAGUUUCGAUUCCGUUAUAUCUGAUUGCGAUGGUGUUCUAUGGGUAUAUGGAAAGCCGAUUGCCGGCUCCGUGAAUACAAUGAACCAAUUGAAGAAAUUGGGCAAAAGCAUUUACUUUUGCACAAACAAUUCGACAAAAACUCGCGGCGAACUCUUGGCAAAAGGUGUGGAUCUGGGUUUCCACAUCACCGAGGACAGUAUUAUAUCGACUGCCCAUGCAACGGCCGCCUAUCUGCAGAGGCGUCACUUUAGUAAACGGGUCUAUGUGAUUGGCUCCGAGGGCAUUACACAGGAAUUGGACGCGGUUGGCAUAGAUCACACCAGCACAGGACCGGAUGUUAUGCAGGGCAAUCUGGGCGAAUUUAUGUCGAAGCAUUUAAAGCUGGAGCCGAACAUUGGCGCCGUUGUCGUCGGCUUCGAUGAGCAUUUCAGUUUUCCCAAAAUGACGAAAGCCGCAUCGUAUUUAAGCGAUCCCAAAUGCCUGUUCAUCGCCACCAACACCGAUGAGCGGUUUCCGAUGCCUUCGCUGGUUGUGCCUGGCAGCGGCAGCUUUGUGGCCGCCAUCAAAACGUGUGCGGAACGUGAACCCAUUGUGAUUGGCAAACCAAAUCCGGCCAUUUGUGAGUUCCUCAUCAAGCAGAAGAGAAUAAUUCCCGAGCGCACUCUGAUGAUUGGGGAUCGUGCCAAUACGGAUGUGCUGCUGGGGUACAAUUGCGGAUUUCAGACACUGCUCGUCGGCACGGGCAUCCAUCAGUUGUCCGAUGUGCAGCAGUGGCAGGAUAGCACUAAUCCCGAGGACAAGAAAUUAAUACCCGAUGUUUAUUUGCCGAAAUUGGGUGAUCUGCUGCCAUUCAUUAUGGACGCAAUGGUGGUGGAAAAUAAUUGAUUUUAGUUUACAAUUCAAAUGUUAUUCGUCUUAUGUAUUCCGCUCAGGGAGGCCAUUAAAAUUAACAAUAGAUGGGAAUUUAUUUUAAAGAAAAAGCAUUGCAAUAAGUUUAAAUAGUACAAUUUACAAUAAAACAACAAUAAUUUUGUAAA